CAAACCCUCUCUUUCUCUUCACCACUGCAACAUAUUCUCAAAUCCCAAACCCUAACAAUUCACUAUACUUCUCACUUUCUCUCAAUCUACAAUGGCUAGAUCCAGCGCUGUUUUCAUGCUAUUGGCCGCAUUGUUGGUGAGCUCCGCCGUGGCUCAAUCUCCGGCCUCUUCACCGGCUUCGUCUCCGACCAAGACACCCGUUGCCGCUUCCCCGAGGAAAUCCCUGUCUCCCUCGCCAGCAGUUUCUCCAUCCGCUCAGACACCGUCUGCAUCUCCUCCUACUCCGGUUGAGAGCGGUCCUUCUCCUUCUCCGGCCACCGUCGACUCUCCUCCAUCUCCUCCUCCGGCUUCCUCUGAGUCACCCGCUGAUGCUCCUGCUGUCACUCCCUCAUCCAUCUCAUCUCCUCCAUCUGAAGCACCAGCACCGUCUCAAAACGGCGCCGCUUUGAAUAGAUUCAGUGUCGCUGGAUCUGCUGCUGUCGUUGUUUUCGCUGCGGCUUUGUUGAUGUAGAGAGAAUUGCGGGAUCUCGAUUCUACUUUUUUGUUUUGUUGCUAUUUAAUUUCUGGUUGUGAUUAUUCAUUCAUUCGAUUAUUUUGUGUAUUCUGAUUAUCAUUAUUAUUAUGAGUGAGAUGAUACAUUUUGGUUCCGAUUA
Molecule: messenger RNA, 653 nt
Organism: Lotus japonicus
Lineage: Eukaryota; Viridiplantae; Streptophyta; Magnoliopsida; Fabales; Fabaceae
Product: classical arabinogalactan protein 1-like
Exons: 1
Coding region: 92-511 (139 amino acids)
Source: RefSeq, a predicted model, not a curated record